Molecule: messenger RNA, 9882 nt
Organism: Sceloporus undulatus (fence lizard)
Lineage: Eukaryota; Metazoa; Chordata; Lepidosauria; Squamata; Phrynosomatidae
Gene: DCHS2
Product: dachsous cadherin-related 2
Exons: 20
Coding region: 1-9882 (3293 amino acids)
Biological process (GO): homophilic cell-cell adhesion
Cellular component (GO): plasma membrane; cell-cell junction
Molecular function (GO): calcium ion binding
Source: RefSeq, a predicted model, not a curated record
AUGGAGGCCCGACGGGGCUGGGCGACCCCGACGCCCCCCGGGAGGCUUUGGGCCUGCUUCGUCGUCUUCUUCUUCCUGGGCGCCGUCGGGGGCCCCUGCUGCUGGGGCCAGGUCUACCGGCUGCGCCUGGCGGUGGACGAGGGCCUGCCUCCGGAGACCUUGGUGGGCGACAUCAGCGCGGGCCUGCCGCCGGGGGAGAGCCACCCGGGGGGCUUCUUCCUCUCGGAGGGCGGCGGGGAGUCUGCGCUGCUGUCGGACUUCCACAUCCAGACCGAGACGGGCCUGAUCCGGACGGCGAGGCCGCUGGACCGGGAGCGGAGGGCCGGCUACAGCUUCGCGGCGGCCACCUUGAGCGGGGAAGUGGUCCAGGUGGAGAUCGCUGUCUCCGAUGUGAACGACCACCAGCCCCGCUUCCCCCGAGACUCGCUCCGCCUCGACAUCUCCGAGCUCAGCCCUCCGGGAAGCGCCUUCCGGCUCCCCGCCGCCCGGGACCCCGACGAGGGCAGCUUCGGCACCCAGGGCUACUCCCUCUUGGCCCCCGACGGCGAGGAGGGCCCCGAGCCCUUCUUCCAGCUGCGCUACGCCCUCCCUUCGGACGCCUUGGACAUGGUCCUCUUGCGGCGCCUGGACCGGGAGCGACAGGAAAGGCACCGCUUUGUGGUGGAGGCUUGGGACGGGGGCAGCCCUCGACGGAGUGGACGCCUCCAAGUCGAGAUCCAGGUCUUGGACGAGAACGACAACGCCCCGGCCUUCGAGAAGAGCGAGUACCGGCUCCGGGUGAAGGAGGACGCCCCCGUGGGCAGCUCCUUGGGCCGCUUCUCGGCCUCCGACCCGGACGCCGGCCUCAACGGAGAAGUCAGCUACAGCCUCAUCCGACGCCAAGGCGAGCCUUCUCCUUCCUCCUUCUUCGAGGUGGACCCUCAAUUCGGCGUCCUCCGCUUAAGCCGCCCUUUGGACCGAGAGAGCCGGGCUUUGCACCGCUUGGCGGUGGAGGCCCGCGACGGAGGGGCUCAGCCCGAGGUGGCCACCGCUUUAGUGGCCGUCGAGGUCUUGGACGUCAACGACAACGCGCCCUCCCUCCAAGUCCUCUUCCUCACCGAAGGCGCCGGGGAAAACGUCUCCGAGGGAGCCCGCCCGGGGGACUACGUGGCCCGGGUCUCCGUCUCCGACCCCGACGAGGAGGAGGAGGAGCAGGAUGGACGGGGCGGACCGACGCUGAGCCUCCAAGGCGGGGAAGGGGCCUUUGCUCUCCGGCCCUCCUCUGACAGCGAAGGGGUCUUCUUCCUCUGCGUGGAAGGGGCCCUCGACCGAGAGAGCCGCCCCGUCUACGAACUCAACUUAGUAGCCCUCGACUCCGGCUCUCCGCCGCUCACCUCGGAAAAAACCCUCCUCCUCCGAGUCUCCGACAUCAACGACCAGGCACCGGCUUUCUCCCAGCCCCGCUACGAAGCCGCCGUCUCGGAGGCCGCCUCUCCCGGCACCGCGGUCCUCCGCCUCAGCGCUUCCGACGGCGACGAGCCGGGCUCCCUCAACGCCCAGCUCCACUACGCCUUGGCCCCCGGCCAGCCCCAGGCCGCCCUCUUCCACCUCGACGCCGCCACGGGGCUCCUCAGCACCCGGCAAGCCCUCGACCGGGAGAAGGAAGGCCGGCUGGAGCUCCAAGCCCUGGUUUGGGACUUAGGACAGCCGCCCCUCUCCGCCUCCUGCCUGGUCAGCGUCGCCGUCGAGGAUGCCAACGACCACGAGCCCCGCUUCCAGCGGCGCUUCUACAACGCCAGCCUGCAAGAACACGUCCCCGUCGGACACUGCCCGAUUCAGGUGAAGGCUACAGACAUGGAUGCAGGCAGUUUUGGGCAGAUUGAGUACUCUCUCUAUGAUAGUUUCCAUAGCUAUGAGAAAUCAAAAGCAUUCCAAAUUGACAUGAGCAGUGGUCACAUAUGUGUCUCUCGGGACAUUGACAGGGAACAAGAUCCAUCUGCAUAUGAUCUCUUGGUGAAAGCUACAGAUGGGGGUGGGCUAAGUGCUCAAGCUUUUGCCCGCAUCGAGAUAGAAGACAUCAAUGACAAUCACCCUGUCUUCAACCCAUCAACUUACAUUGCAAGUAUCAGCAGCCAUACACAACCAGGAUCAGAAAUAAUCAAUGUUGUGGCUACAGACAAGGAUUCUGGGAUAUAUGGAGUUGUGACUUAUGAACUGGUACCAGGGCAUCUCUCUUCCCUCUUCACAGUGGAUACAUCUACAGGAAUUGUUUAUCUGAUAUCAGCUCUCAGUAAUGUGGAACAUUCCAGUGUGCAGUUGACUGUUUCUGCCCGGGAUGGUGGUGGUCUUUGGUCUGUUCUGAAUGCAGUUGUGACUUUAAAGAUCAUCCAGAGUGUUGUGGCUCCUGCUGUCUUUGAGAGAUCACGUUACACCUUUUCCAUCCCUGAAGAUGCACCCGAAGGAAGCGCUGUUGGGACAGUGAAAGCCAGGGAGCCUUUGAAUUUCUUGGAAACAAUUUCUUACAGAAUUUCCUCUGGUGAUCCCUUUGGAAGAUUCUGUAUUGACCCACAGUAUGGAAUCAUUCACACUAAAAAAAAGCUUGACCAUGAAACCCAUGAUCACACAGUUCUUACAGUGCAGUCACAGUUGGGAAACUCGCCAGUAUAUAGCACUACCCAGGUCAAUGUAACCGUGAUCGAUGUCAAUGACAACCCUCCAGUCUUUGGGGUGGAGCAUGAUCAGAUAAAUAUAUCGCGUAACACAGCACCUGGCACAGCUCUUUACAUAGCUCAUGCAGAAGACAAAGACAGUGGACUAAAUGGGGCAAUCCGCUACUCUGUUGUAAGCAAUAAGUCCAGUGUGUUUACCAUUGAUCCAGUUUUUGGCGUGCUUUAUCUUACCAGAACUCUGGCUGCUGAUAUGCAGCUUGAAGAUACAGUGGUACAGAUCACUGCAGAAGAUCACGGAAGUCCUCCGCUGAGUUCUCUGUUAAUCCUAAGAGUGUUUAUUGAUGAACCAAAAGGAUAUCCUGCAUUCAGUUUUGAAAAUUUGGUGUAUCAGGUGGAAGUUAAUGAGGCAGCUUUUGUUGGCAGCAAAAUUCUGCAAAUACAAGCCCGGAAGCUAAAUCCCCAACACGCCCUUGAGGAUUUUAUUUACUCCCUGGAACAAAACAUAGAUUCUGCUUCAUUUCGAAUUGAUCCUGAAACAGGUGUGAUUUACCUACAGAAUCCUUUGGACUAUGAAAUCACACAGACACAUACUUUUAAAGCCUUUGUUACUCAUCCACUUGAUAGGUCAAAGCAAAAUUCAAGUACCUCAGUAAUAAUCAAUGUUGUUGAUGAAAAUGACAAUUCUCCAGCUUUUGCACAUGAUGAUUAUUUUUUUGAAAUUAAGGAAAGUUCAUUGCCCCAUGGUGUUGUUGGCACAAUUGCAGCAGUUGACAAGGAUUCUGGAAGAAAUGGGCAGCUCUCCUAUUUCCUUUUAUCAGAUGGAAAAUAUUUCAAAAUCAAUUCCAAUACAGGUGAAGUUAUAAACUGGGUUGCUUUAGAUCAUGAGCAGGAAGCUCACCACCAUCUGAUUGUUCUGGUGACUGAUCAUGGAGUCCCUCAGCAUAAUUCCACAGUAAAUGCCUAUAUUACAGUUACUGACCUGAAUGACAAUCAUCCAUUCUUCCCCCAGCUUCCACUGCAUGUCAAGGUUUUGGAAGGGCAGCCAGCAGGAACACUUGUUGCCACCAUAUUUGCAACAGACCUUGAUUCUGGAAACAAUGGGAUAGUUCUAUAUUCAUUGUCUGCAGGGGAAAGUUUAGGUCACUUUCAGAUUGACAGUAGCAGUGGUGAAUUAAGAACGACUGAAGCUCUCUUAUACAGUUGGCGUUCAAACUACAAAAUGGUUGUCACUGCAACUGAUCAGGGAAUCCCUCCACUUCAAGGACAAACAGUCAUCAGUGUUGAGGUAAUUCCACUGCCUAAAGGAAGACCACCUUUUACUCAAAACAUCAGACAUUUUGUCAUACCAGAAAAUUUGAGGCCUCCUCAAAUGCUAGGCUGUCUAAAACCACCUGGUCAGCAUCUGUAUUCCAGUGAAAAACAACAUUUUGCCAUCUUUGAAGAAGAUUCCGGUGUUCCAUUUGAAAUUGACAGUGCUACUGGUGAUCUGUAUUUGUCCAAAGAACUUGAUUAUGAAACAGGAUCUCACUACUUCUUUAGAGUUGUUGUAAAUGAUUAUCUGAGCAGUCCUCCAAUGAAUAAUACUGUUUUUCUCAGUAUUGAUGUUGAAGAUCAAAAUGACCAUUCACCUUCUUUCCAGAAUGACUUUGUUGUAAUCGGGAUAGAGGAAAAUGUGCCAAUUGGUACUUUGCUGUACACCUUUAAUGCAAAAGAUGAAGAUGGCAGUUUUUUAAACAGUAAACUUCAGUAUUCCAUACAUAGGAAUGACUUCACUGAAAAUCCAUUUCUCAUCCACCCUUCUUAUGGUAGCUUAAUUACAGCAGUUCCACUUGACAGAGAGAUAACACAGUCUAUUGUCUUGACAGUAUGGGCAGUGGAUCAGGCUGUAAAUCUGACUGAUCGCAGGCAAAGUUCACUGACAGCAAAAAUUGUCAUUUUGGAUGUCAACGAUAACAGUCCUCGAUUUGUUUCAUCUCCCGUUUCUUACAUUAGAGAGGAUGCAGAGGUGGGCUCAUUUGUGUAUCACAUAGUUGCCCAGGAUCCAGACCAAGGGAGGAAUGGACAAGUCAUAUACUAUCUUCUAUCAAACAGUGAAGACCAGGGCUUUGUUAUAGAUAAAAAUACAGGAGUGCUAAGCACUGUCAUUGCUUUGGACCAUGAACGCCGAGAAUAUUACAAUUUGACAGUUGUAGCCCUUGAUGAUGGCACUCCAGCUCUGUCUGCAACUCAGAGUCUGACAGUAAUUGUCCUUGAUGUAAAUGAUGAGGCACCAAUAUUUACAAAAACUGUGUAUGAAGCAUCUAUCUAUGAAAAUACAGCUCCAGGAGCAGUUGUCAUCAAAGUUGAAGCCACAGAUAAAGAUUCAGGAAUCAAUUCCCUGCUUCAAUAUGAAAUUUUGCCAGGACCUGGAUAUGAGACUUUUCAAAUAAACUCAAAGACUGGAGAGAUUACAACAGUCAUUGCCCUUGACAGGGAGACUCAAGAGUUCUUUACUAUUAAAGUGCUGGUCCAAGACAGUGGAACUCCCAUUUUAUCCAGUAUAACAUCUGUCAUCUUUAGAGUACUGGAUGAAAAUGACCAUACACCCAAGUUUCUUCUUCCAAAUUAUGAAAUUCAAAUUAUGGAAAACCAAGAGCCUUCAACUAUCAUGACUGUGCUGGCUGUGGAUAAAGAUGCUUUUGAUAAUGGAACAGUGCAGUACCAAAUAAUUGGUGGAAAUGUUAGAGGCUACUUUGCAUUGCACAAAACAUCAGGAGACCUCUUCACCACUUGCAGCUUAGACAGAGAGGUUGACAGCAAUUUCACCUUGGUUAUUGAAUGUUUUGACUUGGGCAGUCCACCAAGAAGUUCUGUCACCCACCUACAGAUCACAGUCCUGGAUGAAAAUGACAACAGCCCCUUGUUUUUGAAGAGCCAUUAUCAUACAACCGUAAGAGAAGAUGUUGGGGAAGGUUCAUCAGUUGUUAAAUUGCUGGCAGUGGAUGCAGAUGAGGGUCUAAAUGGACAGGUCAUGUAUUCUCUUACUGAUGACACCUUUGGCAUGUUUGCUAUUGACAGAGUUACUGGAGCUGUAAUUACUACUAAACCCCUUGACCGAGAAAGAAAAUCUCAAUAUGUUCUUAAGGCUGUUGCAACAGACUCUGGUGUCCUGGGACCCAGGAGCUCAAGUGUUAGCAUUGUUGUGCAUAUUGAUGAUGUCAAUGACAACAGUCCUUUUUUCCUACAAAAUCCUGUCAAACUAUAUAUAUCGACUCAAACACCUAUAAAUCAUACAAUAGCAACUGUAAGAGCCAGCGAUAUAGACCUUGGGCUGAAUGGGGCUGUGAAUUUUAUGUUUGUGACACCAGAAACCAUGUUUGAGUUGAACUCAAACACAGGAGAAAUUUCUCUGCAGAAACCUGUACUCCAUGAAGGUUUUGUUGCUCACUUUUUGAUAGCAGCUUCAGAUCAAGGUGUGCCAGCAAGAACAGCUACUACACUUUUGUCUGUUCAUUCUGAAGCACAGACAGAGAUGAUUUCAUUUAGUCAUGCCCAGUAUGAAGCAGUGGUUCCUGAAAAUAGUAAAACAGGUACUUCUGUUCUUACUGUAACUGCUUAUGACCAUAGUUUGAUGGGAAAGAAUUUAAAGUACCGAAUCAUCAGUGAACAUGAAGAUAUUUUCUCCAUCCAUCCCAUCAUGGGUGAAAUCACAGUAAAAGAAGCUGACUUUCUUGACUAUGAAAUCAGAAAAAAAGUCCAUUUUGCAGUGUUAGCACAAAAUGACUUAACUUCAGCUGUAUGUGGGGUGACAGUCUUGAUACAAGACAUGAAUGAUAAUGCACCUCAAUUUGAGCAAGACUAUUUCAAAAUAUCUGUUUGGGAAGGUCAGGCCUACAACACAUAUAUCAUGCAGAUCUAUGCAACAGACCCUGACAGUGGACUAAACGGAGAUAUUGAAUAUUCAGUUUUAUCUGGCAACACAAAUAGAGCCUUUGUCAUCGAUUCAACGCAAGGAAUUAUGUCAACAAAUAUGAUCCUAGAUCGAGAAGACAUUUCAUCAUAUAGGUUGGUUGUGCAAGCUGCUGACAGAGGAACUCCCAGAUUAUCUGCUACAAGCACAGUAGAAAUUCAAGUGGUGGAUAUCAAUGACAAUGUGCCAACUUUCCAACCAUUGGAUGCUGUUGAACUCCCUGAAAAUGCUCCUCUUGGAUUCUUAGUGACACAAGUAUUGGCAGAAGAUGCAGAUCUUGGCCCAUCUCUUCGCUACAGCUUUGCUGAGGAUGGUAAUCCUGGAAUGAAAUUUGCUAUCGACCAAUACAAAGGAACAAUCAUGUUGGUGAAGCCAUUAGACUUUGAAGAAAAUGUUCAGUUUGAACUGUUAAUCACCAUUUCAGAUUCUCUGCAUCAAACCACAGAACAACUUCUAAUCAAUGUAUCUGAUGUCAAUGAUAAUCCACCAGUAUUUACUGAGGAUACUUAUCAGGUGUUGGUACCAGAACUAAGGUCUAUAGAUGUCUCCAUCUUGACUGUGCAUGCCACAGACAGUGAUUCAGAAUACAAUGGAAAAAUAUGCUACAGCAUUCUCUCUCCUUUUGAUUCAUUUUUAAUUGAUCCACACAAUGGCACACUAUUUCUUGUUAAGCCAUUGCUAUACCAGGAUGAGAAUUCUAUUAUUCGGCUCCUCAUAGAAGCCAGUGACAAUGGGAAUCCACCCUUGACUGCUCUUACAUUGGUGGUCAUACAGAUACAAGAUGUGAAUAAUUAUACUCCUCAAUUUACAAUGCCAAUUUUUAAUCUCAGCAUAAAUGAAAAUGCCUAUAUUGGAGAGAAGCUUUUCACAUUUUCAGCUAUUGACUAUGAUGGAACACAUCGUAAUACCUAUGUUAAAUAUUCAGUUAUUGGUGGUAAUGGCAGUAAUACCUUCAAUGUGGAAAACUGCAUCCUUGGGUCAGAAUCUCCAGAUAAAGUGAUUGGAAAUCUUGUUUUGAGAAAUAUUCUGGACCGAGAAGAAAGUUCAUUUUACCAGUUGUUAAUUCUUGCAUCUGACCAUGGAUCUCCUCCUUUAAAUGCCACUGCUACUGUGUCAAUAACUGUUUUGGAUAGUAACGAUAACCCACCUGUAUUUACUAGUUUGGAAUAUCACAUUAAUGUCAAAGAAAAUUUCCCAGUAGGUAGUCAUAUUAUUUCAGUUUCAGCAAAUGAUUAUGAUUCUGGAACUAACGCAGUCAUCACUUACAAUAUAAUCUCUGGAAAUGAUAAGGGACACUUUCAGUUAGAAGAGAAAAGUGGCUCCCUUCACUUGGUCAGAGCUCUGGAUUAUGAGGAGACUAUGGAAUUCACUUUGACCGUUCAAGCCUCUGAUGGAGGAGUUAAUGUAAAACAUGUGGCUUUUGCUGUUGUUUUUAUUAGCAUUCUUGAUGCUAAUGAUUAUGCCCCAAUAUUUGUUUUCCCCAGUCUGGACUGUGGAAUAUCUGAAAAUCUGCCCCCCUUUUCUUCUGUAUGCACAAUUUCUGCAUUAGAUUUUGAUACUGGUCCUUAUGGUCAUCUUGCUUACUCCAUCCAGUCAUCAUGCUUGCCUGCUUAUGGACCUCAUGGAGAUCAGGAUAUGUUUUUCAUGGAUCCUCUGACUGGAGAGAUUAGUACCAAACACACACUUGACUUUGAACAUCAGAAUAAAUAUUGUUUCAUAGCUCAGGCAAAAGACAAAAGUGAUUUGACAGCAACUAUUAUUAUCCAAGUGAAUGUUGAGGGUGCAGAUGAAUUUGACCCUGUUUUUAGCCAAGAUCAAUAUUUUUUUGAUUUUCCUGAAAAGAAUGAAGCAGGACAGUUGGUUGGCAAGGUGAUAGCAUCAGAUCAUGAUGGAGGAUUAGAUGGUGCCAUUCACUACACCUUGAUAAAACAAUCUGCUUUCUUUGCUGUGAACCAAAGCAGUGGGUCUAUCUAUUUGACUAGAUCUUUUCACAGGAAAAGAAGCAGCAUGAAGAAAACCAGUGAAACUCUUGAACUGCUCAUAAAAGCUCAUAGUCCAAAAUUGAAUUCCAAAUCCAGCAUAUGCACAGUUCUGAUAAACAUUUCUAAUACUCCGGAGAGCUAUUCCAUGUUGCCAGCACACACCGUUUCUGUCAGCAUUGCUGUCUCUACUUUAGCCUUCUUGGUUCUUGCCAUUAUCCUUGCAAUACUUAUUGUUAGAUGCAGACGGAAAGAUGUGGCAAAUACAAGUGCGAAGAAAGAGAUGCCAUGUCCUUCAGCUACUGAUUUGAACUUGGACAAUGAAAAGAACAAUCCUAAAGAGGCUCACAUAUCCCAGAUCCAUGAAACCAGUACUCUUCCUGCAGGCAACAUAGCUGAAUGGCUUGGUUUGGUUGGCAUCAGAGAGAGAAGAGACAUUGGUAAUCCUUGUAGACAUUCAGACUCUAGUGGCCAUGGCUCUGCAGAAGGAGAAACUGCAGAAGAUGAGGAGAUAAAAAGGAUCAAUGAGCAUCCUUGCAGGAAAAGUUCUGGAUCAGCCUUAAGUGACCGAGGCUCACGAGUACCAGACUCAGGAAUUCCCAGAGACUCUGACCAGCUUUCAUGUCAGUCUGGAGAAACAGAUGUGGUGUUAGCUUCUCAAAGCAUAGAGACAUCCCACCCCUUCAAAGAUGAAAGUGGGGGAGAGGGAAGAGAUUGUCACAAAGUAUUCUAUAACAAGAUGCUGUCCCAAACACUUGAAGAAAUGGGCAUAAAGGAAAAAGACAUCAUCACAGACACCUCAAGAGAAUAUAUCUUCAUACCCAAUGGUCAGAAUUCUCAUUAUGGAUCUCUGGCCACCCUGAUAGACUCUGAUGAGGACCUCAGAGGCAGUUACAACUGUGACUACUUGAUAAAUUGGGAGCCCAGAUUUAAGCCUCUUGCCUCUGUCUUCAGUGAUAUUGCAGAACUGAAGGAUGAAAGCUUAAAAAUUCAUAAGGAGAAGAAAUCUUUCAUUUUUCCUCCUCCGCUGAUUACUUCUGUAGCACAGCCUGGUUUGAAGACAGUUCCCCCACGAAUGCCCACAAUGUUGCCAGGUCAGGCAUUUAAAAAAUACCCCCGCUCACCCCUUAUCCAUCACCUGAGAUACCCUUCAUCAGUGAUGACUCCCAGUUUUUCUCCUUCUCUGUCCCUCCUUACAAUGCAGACACCUACAGCAUCCCCAGUCACCUCACAACCUGGUCUGAAGGGGAUGUGCCCUGGCCGACUGACACAUGAACUUUCAACAGAGGAAGAGGUUCAAUUAUAG